Closterium sp. NIES-67 is the source of this 1486-nucleotide messenger RNA. The record is from the annotation of a GenBank genome assembly. Lineage: Eukaryota; Viridiplantae; Streptophyta; Zygnematophyceae; Desmidiales; Closteriaceae.
UGCUCAUCAGUCCUCGUGGUUUGGAAUUUCCAAGGGAAAGCUGGUCCAGAGGGGAAGGAUUUCGCGUAGGAGCUGAAGCUGCUUGGACCUUACGGUUCUACUUAUUAUUCUCGUAUAGAUACCUGAAAAGUGGACGAAAGUCGACUUGUGCUCCUGGCAGUCAGUUCCUCAACUCCACCUAUUCACGGUCGCUAUCAUUCUCUAGGGUUGGCCGCAGAGCGUAACUUUUUUUGUGGACAUUUACGGCCCUCGAGUUGAAGUCGAAUAGCGUCUGUAGCGAAGCCGCUCGGCGACGAGCAGCGCUCCUCGUCCACCCGCCAAUUCGCCAGUUCCAUCCUCGCGCCGGUGGCCGCUGACUCACCUUUUUUUCCGGCACUCAUACCAAAGCUUGGCGCCAUGGAUCUCCUGUUUGGAAAGAAGAAGACGCCAGCAGAGAUUCUGCGGGAGAACAAGCGCAUGCUGGACCGGUCGAUACGCGAGCUGGACCGGGAGAGGGCGCAGCUGCAGCUGCAGGAGAAGAAGCUGGUGGCUGAUAUCAAGAAGUCCGCCAAGCAAGGGCAGAUGGGUGCAGUGCGGGUGAUGGCCAAGGAUUUGAUUCGCACGCGCCACCAGGUCACCAAGUUCUACGGGCUCAAGUCUCAGCUGCAGGGCGUGUCGCUGCGGAUACAGACGCUCAAGUCCACCCAGGCCAUGGCGGACGCCAUGAAGGGGGUGACCAAGGCCAUGCGCUCCAUGAACAAGCAGCUCAACCUCCCCGCCCUGCAAAAGGUGAUGCGGGAGUUUGAGAUGGCGAACGAGCGCAUGGAGAUGACGUCAGAGGUGAUGGGGGACGCCAUAGACGAUGCGAUGGAGGGCGAUGAGGAGGAGGAGGAGACGGAGGAGCUGAUCAGCCAGGUGCUGGACGAGAUUGGCAUCGACAUUGACCAGCAGCUCGUGAGCGCACCAACAGCAGCAGCAGCCCCCCAGGCACAGACAACAGGAAAGGUGGCACAGGCAGAUGCGGUGGGUGGCGGUGGGGGCGGGGGAGGGGGAGGGGGACUGGGUCGCGGUGGUAGCAGCGGUGGUGAUGGUGCUGCUGGGGGCAGCAGUGGCGGUGGCAGUGGUGGUGGUGGUGGGGGGGGGUUGCCGAGUGCCCCGUCAGGGACUCCGUCGGUUGGUGGUGCGUCGGAUGAUUCAGGGAUUGACAGUGACUUGCAGGCACGGCUGGACAACUUGAGGCGGUUGGGAUGAGUUUCUGUAGCAUGUAUGUUUGUGCAUUUGCGAAAAGCCUAGAUCUAGUGUGGUACAUAUCAUACAUACCUCAUGUGUAUGGUGAUAUGCAUUUUCGCAUGCAGUAGGCCAUUUGUAGGAAGUCAAGUAUUAUUGGUUCGUAGAAUUUUUUUUUAAGCACCGUAUUCGUGUGUCGUGGCGAGUUAUAGGGGCUUUUGUGCCUUGCAUGUGUGCUUGGAUUAAAUUGUAGACUGCUUUCAAACUUCAUACCCGGUUG